AUGGCGGGUGGGAAAGCUCCUCGAAAGGGCAAGGACGGCGCGUCGCGGAGAUUCCAAGGAAUCGAGUUUCAGAAGAGCAAGGGGCAGCACAUUCUGAAGAACCCCAUGGUGGUGCAGUCAAUCGUGCAAAAAGCAGGCGUCAAGUCGACGGACACC
This is a messenger RNA of Closterium sp. Naga37s-1, 156 nucleotides long. NCBI's taxonomy places the organism in Eukaryota, Viridiplantae, Streptophyta, Zygnematophyceae, Desmidiales, Closteriaceae. The record is from the annotation of a GenBank genome assembly.